AUGACACCCGCACCAAAUCAGAACACUCAGACCACAUGCAACGAUCGCAGUCUUCAGGUACUUUUCCCAUUUCUUGUGACAUCAUCAGGAGAACGAGUUGAGAGCGUUGCGAGCGGCGAGGAAAUUGUGCACGGCUGUGUGAAGCAAUUAGCCUCUUGAUCGCCCCCAUCAAAACAUCUUAGGAAAUGGGGGAAGGUCAAGAAGCAAUUGUGUGUUUUGAGCACUAGUAAUUUCCCGAUUUCUGUUUCCAACUACGCGAACCAAAAGCAAAACUUGAAUUUGUGCGUCGCAGCUGCCACGCGUGCUCAAUUCAACGUGAGGCGUGCUGUUUUUUAUGCCAAAUCGACAAUUUGUGCGGAAAGGGGAGCAUAAAAAGUGUGUUGUUUGGCAAAUGUUUGUUUGUAUUUGCCUCGAGCACAACGGGGCAAGUGUGCGUAGAUGUUUGUAUGUAAUUGUGCUGCUUUGAAUGCAAUGGCAGGCCUCCACGAAGCAUCCCUCGGCCCGUUUUCGAAAGUAAAUAAAUGCCUCUGCCGCAAAGGAUAACACUCGAAAAAACCACUCCUAACUACCAGCAAGCCGAAAUGUUCGCCGGAAAGCAGAGAGCGGAUCGUUCCAAAGAUCUGUGCUGGUCGGUCGGGCAUCCGUCGAAGGGGGAAGAAGGCGUGAGAGAAGUCUGCCGAGGAGGGCACACACGCCAGUUUCACUCCCACAUUCAUCAGAUGAGAGAGAAAGAAAUGAAGGAAAACAUCGUCGUUUCCGGAAAUAAACCGAUAUAGCGAGAGCUUGUGUAGUAAAAACUAAGAUCAUAGAGAUGGGGAUGAUGUAAUCAAAGUCCCACUAAGUUCCAUUUGCGGCACGAGAAAAAUGAAUGAAAUUAUUUUGUGUAGCUUCAGUUCUCCGAAUCCAAUUCACUUCCUCUGGAUGUCAAAACCAGAAUUUCCUCCCUGAAAAUGAAAACAAACCCCUGUUUCGGAAACUCUGUGUUGGUGGCAGAACGACAUGACAAACACAAUUGCGCAGGAAACUUUGGGUCCUUCUCAGAAAAUAUAGUGUUUUAACAACGAAAGUUUAUUUAUAGUUGGGUUGCGCAACCUCAUUGUUUUGGCAAACAGACAGUCAGUUACUGUCAAUGCGGCGGGGGAGGCAAACGGUUACCUAUAUGAUUCGUCUCGAAAAGAAUACAAACACUUCAGAAGUUGUUGUAGUAUGUACGCUUCGCCCUUCGAUCGCUUCAUGCGUUCUUCAACUUGUUUCCGUUUGCCAACCGUCAACUGUUCCUCGUUAACUAUGCGGGGUUUCAAACAGUUUUUCUCUGUGUAACUUUUUCUGACGACUCCUACCGCUUGUUUCCGCUUGUUUUUCAAACACAAUUGUAGGUGUUUUAAAAACGACCAUAUCAUGGGAGAACUAUCUCUCCCUCUUACAAAGGAUUAACUAGAAUUUUGGCCGCGUGACAGUCUCUUUUGUUUUUCCCCCCAUUUUUGUUCAACUACUCGCUUCUGAAGGUUCAAUACACUGGCUGGCAUGAUCUUGUACUUUUCCGAUUUAGAACUUUUGAUAAGAAACUUUCCUUUUGAACUCAAACAUCUGUCUUUCGAUCUGUCUCAGUUGGAACCCAACCCAAGAAUGGUUCCACCAGGCGUUGCAUUCAAUCUACCCAUCUGUAUCGCAAAUGUUCAACUCGAAAAUCCAGAAAUUUUGCAUAAAUUGGAAGAGGUGUUGCUUGUCCGGUGGCCGUACUAUUAUCAUCAACCUGUCCGAAUCAGUGACGCAUAUCCAAUGAUGUUUGCCAAUACACAUAUCCGUUUGCGUGGUCGUUUUUCUUCUUUUCCACGUAGCGCGGCGGUAGACGGCGGGCGGCGCCUAAGUACACGCAACACCUGAGCGACGGAUGAGGGCACACAGUUUCCGUCGUCCGCGUGGAAGUGCGCGCGCGCGGAAGGCAGGGCGCCGCGCCUCGCGAAAGCGACCGUGUGGAAAGAAGGAGUGAGUGAGUGCCCCCGAAAAAACCGGGUUCUGUGUUUCGAAAUGUUUAUUAUUUUUUUCAAGAAAACUGGUCGUCCCAUCUGUCGCGCACUCUGCAGCUACCUCAUGUAUUUGCCGCCUCCCCCUCCUCCCGGCGCCUCCCGCGCGGCGGCGCCUAGGCAAAAGUACGCGCCUUGCAACAUUCCGAUCCGAUCACGUCUGUGCCGUGAGCAUCGCUUGCUUUGCCUUGUUUUGCCCGCUUCUCUCCACUUAAAAAAUAGUCCGUCCUCAGUCAUCAUUUCUUCUUUUGCUAGCUCUUAUUCUUGUCAUUACCUGCUGAGCUCCGUUUUGCGACAGAGUUGGCGCCUCAAAGGUUUGCACGUCAAAGCAGCCAAACACUGUUAUCUGUUUUCACCACUCCGUAUUAUUCUCUGCCUAGUUUCUGCUUCACGCACCAUUUUUUCUGCAAAGAGGUAAUAACGCAACAUUUUUGUGUCGCGAUAAUCAUCGUCCGAUUAAAAUUUCCGCACUGAUUAGGAUUGCACUUUGUUUUUUGCUUGUUUUCUCCGGGAAAAAAGUGAGACCGAUCAAUCAGUCAUCAAGAGUUAUGAACUGACUUUGAGUACGGCGAUGCAAACACAGACAUCACUUCACAGCCGUUUUUUCAGACCCUCCCACUCCUGCAGACUGACAAUGGCACGGAUCUAGUGUUUGUUUUGUCGCAAUAUUUGCCAGAUCGCACUGAUUCACUUGACGCACGCACUCCCCCCACUUUGACGUGGAUUUGCCCAUUUUUAAAGGGAAACAAAAAAGAAACAUAACUUUUUUCUCGCCGCUCGAUCAGUUUUCGUAAUGAAAAGUACAAAGUGAUGUCAUAGUAGUGUUCCCGUCGACCCCUUCCGUUUCCUCAGCUUCUUACUGUACUCGACCAGCUGCAAGCCAGGAGACAGACAUACGACCUUUCGGUGCCAGUCACACUCUUUCCGAGUGUGUCUCAGACUCUAAUUUUUCCUUCCAAUGUUAGCAUUUUGAAGAAAAUAUCUGCUAAUCUACAUAAUCCCGUUAAUCAAAUCCUAGUAGGAGGAGCACUUACUAGAAUAGCAGUUCUUGGGACAAGUCCAAUUUGCUUCCUGUAGAUCAUAGAUGUCUUCUCCGUCCAGUCUAAUUACUCAAUUUUCGUUUUUCCGCCACUCGAUUGGCGUGUUCUAAGUCUCUUCCACCUAUACGCUCUUCCGCGUUCAGUGAACACUGACGGAGAGAGAAAUUGAAGGAUGUAGAAAGAAGAUGAAAGUUGUUUUCCUUGAGGACUUGAGAUAAACAACAUCCUCUAGAACAACAAGAUAUCAUCGGAAAAAGAAAACGUGGAGGCCCUUCUCCCGCCCGGGGAUCAUGAGAAACAACCGAACAGCCGCCCGGAAAAGAGCUCCGACGUUUCCCAAUUGCAUCCUUGUGCGUAAUUAGUUUUCCGAACGGAAACUUGACCCUUCAAGUUUCCUGAAUUUUUUAGACAACUAAAACCCCUUUUUUGAGUUUCGGACCCUCCUGCUUUUUCCAAUUUCUCCUAUCCCUCAUGGCUAAAUUGUCAAAAAACAUGGCCAUCAAAAAAGAUGGCAACAAAUUUCGCUCCUCCCGUCCGUCUUUCACCAUUUUUUUUGAAAACUUUUUUGUUCAUCCAUUCUCUGUUUUGCGACUCAUGCGCGAAAUGGGCGUGGCCGCCGCGUCCAUCAGGAGCACAACAAUUCGCCUUCGACUCUUUUUUCCGCAUAUGUGUUGUUCUCAUUGUUAUUUUUGCUCAGAACUUCUACUACACUUUUUUCUCAUUCUUUUCCCUUUCCGCCACACUUUGAUGGACUGAAUAUUCAUAUGAAAAGGAGGAAGAAGACCGCAGGAGGAGGACCCUACCCCACGCUCGGGAGUUCCUUAGUUAUUCGCAAAGAAUAUUUCACGUUCUCACAUCAUCUCACUCCUAAACUCUGAUCUGACUGAUAAAACAUCUCGCCUAGUUGUACACUUCCAGUUUAGUUUUGUCUGAUACUUUUUUAUGUAUUGUUCCUCCUUGGGUUCUGUUAUCACGCCUUCUAUCAGUGUAUGGUUUUGUUCAUGAGCUGUCAAUCAAUUAAGUACCGUACUUCAACUCGAAAAGAUCAAGUUCUCCUUUCUUUCUAUUCCAGUUGUUCCGGCUGGCUUAGUCCUACUUUUGUCAUUGUUCUCUCAUUCGAGCACAAACCCAGCCUCCGCCAUGUUUUCAUUUACAUAUGUAAGGUCAGGUGUGAAAGAAGAAUGGCGAGAGAAGUCAAAAAAGGAAGGCUGGUGAAGCGCGACCGGAUCGGCCGGGACCAUGUAGCCCGACCCGGGCGGCCGGGGGCUCAUUUUUCCUGGCUCUCGCCCUAUUUCCUUCCAUCUGUUUUUGUGUGUUUGUUUUGCAUUCAGUCAGGCAUGUAUGCACCCGCAGGCAAGCAAUUUGAAACGUUGUGGCGCACACAGCGAAAAAACGCAACAGACCCCUAGGGGCCAUCCAUAUCUGGAAAAACGGGGUGCGAGGACCGCCGGUUUCCCCUAUAUCAGAGAGCCCGUGUCCUUGUUUUGCUCAGUGUGCAGUGCAAACUAGAAAAAGGAAAAGAGAGAGAGAGAGAGCAGCUGUAACAAAAACAUGAGGAAUGGAAUGCGCCUAAUUUUCAUUUUGAAACAUCCAAUGAUGUACUCUUUAUCUCUUGUUUUUCAUUCGGACACAUUCCCUUGCAAUUUCCCAUUUGGGGAGGCAAAACCGACGGAUUAGCGAGCUAUUGAGCAGAGAGAUCACAAGGGAUUUCCUAUAGCGGAAGAGGGGCUCGUGCUCUCUGAUAUACUACGGUAGAUUUGGAAGCAUUGGCACCUGCCCUCUGGUUCUUUUCUAUUGUCCUUGUUGUUGCAUAGCCAUCAGCCGAAAACAGCCGACGUCUAGUAUGUUUUUUCUCUUUCUAUCUCUCAGGCGGGAAUAAAAAAUUUUCAUAGAAAGGAAAUGACCACAGAAUGUUUGAAAAUUGAAUUUGUUCCGCUCUACCAAUCGGCUGUUUGGCCGUUUGAGUCCCGGCUCCCGACAAAAAUGUUCUUCCUCUAGAUGAAACAUGCAAAGUGUUUUGGCUUCUGCUUCUCCGGAUUUUGAAAUAUGCAUGCUUUUCUGACAUCACAUCAAACCUCAGGCUCCUUGCUAAAACUUUAUCGUUUCUCUAAAAAAAACCUUGAUAAGAGGCGCAGGUUGAGCGGUAGAUCAUACGACAUCACUUUUGUAUGCUCUGUUUCUGCACAUUUUUCCGUGUGUACCAAGUCCCGCCCACCGGCGCAACUGUAAAGAGAGGUACUUGCUCAAAACAGAAUAACACAACUCCUCCAGUACCUCUUGCUCCCCUCUCUUGCUCUUCCUCUUCUCCCUAUCAGUCGUAUUUCCCUCUCUUCCGAUCUCUGCCUGACAACUCGUCCUCAUAAUGGUUUUGAAAGUUUCUGACAAUAUGUUUGACUAAUGUAUACUGUAUUCCAGAUGGAUUUGCUGGCGUCUACCAUCCAGAUGCCCUCAGUGUCGGACACAAUCAACACCGACAGUUCCUCAAUCUCGUCACAAGCGUCCCCCAUCCAAACAGCCCUGACAGCAGCUACGUCGGACAGCUUCGAGAGGCCCUCCUUAUCCUACAAAGAUCUCAUCAUAGAAGCAAUUGACAGGAGCCCCGACAAGCGACUGAAACUUAACGAGAUAUAUCAGGUACGAAGAUUUUUUCAAUAAUAUCUGGAAGAGAGGCCAGGUGAAAUUGGACCUGCACUUCUGCGCGAUUCUGCACUAGAUGCACUCAGAGUCCGCACAAACGUUCAAUGCGACUAUAGUCGGUGCCGCAAAGAAAGGGCGUUUGUACUUUCCGCGUGUAAGACUCGGCUCUGCUCGUGGUCCUCUUACAAGCGAAAAAUUACUUGCUCUCCGGCUUCACUCUCCAAAAUAUACGUUUGAAAAGACACUUGGUGCCAUCCAGGGAUCCUUCAAAACACAGUUCUGGCCAGACCCUUACUAAAACCGAAAAGCAAACAUCUUUCGAAACAAAUCACAAGUUAGUUGUGUGACUGGCGCUCUAGGUCAAAUAUUAUGUUGCCACGAAAGUUUUCUCUUUAUCGUUCCGAACCUCAUGAUUCCCAGGCUGUUUUUCUGUUUCCCUCCGCGACUGUUUGCUGACUACAGUAUGACAAAGCAGCAAAAAGUCGAAACGAAACGAGUGGAGUUCACAGUUCAGCAACCUUAUGUUUACUUUCCGUUUAUUGAAUUUCAAACAGACAUCCGCUCCGAUUGUGCUUUGCCAAAAUAUUAUUCGAGUCAUUUCGAAUGAGUCACACAGUCUAGGAACCGUUUACUUUUCCAGGUUAUCCGAUUGCUGCACCCAUACUACAGACACCGGCCCGACCAGUGGGGAUGGCAGAACUCGAUCAGACACAAUCUGAGUCUGCACGACUGUUUCGUCAAACUGCCACUCAAACAGACAUCUGCCAGCGGAGUUGUCGGUACGUUUUACUGUUUUCAUACACUUUUUAUCAAAACACACAGACAUACAUAGAAAUGCGGCGGGUACUAUUAAAAGAGGCACUAUCACGUUUCUCCUCGACACUUUUUUCUUUCAUGUGAUUGUUUGAAUAUGGGCUGAUAUCAGUAGAAAAAUGGGGAAUUACACGGUGUUUGUAGUGAAAAGAGCUAAACGCGGCGGCGAAAAAUGACAGAUAGCGGGGGAGUUGUAAUGCCAACGCGUCACCGAUUCAAACUCUUCAAAUACUACGCGGUGAUAGAUCGGUUUCUAGUUUGCUUUUUCGGAAAGAAAAACAACAUUGGGAAAUGACACUGGUGAAAUAUUUAUCAGCUACAUGUUUUCCGAGGUAAAAUAUUUAUAGCUCACACUUUCAGAACGGGAUCAAUAUCUGCAAUUCUAGGACGAGACAUAAAACACAAUAGGUUCAAUUUGUCCCAUCCACUAGCGAACUUUGACCUUUCGGGAAAAGCCUCAAGACAAAAACAUGUUUUCAAUUUACGAAGGCAUGCAUAGAGCUGUCCUUUCUGCCUUGCUCUCUCGUAAAACGGAUAUGAGGGUGCAUAUGCAUUUGUGUGAUACUAGUGACCUUCCUUUCUAGGACCGACCAAAACUCAUUCAUGAAUUCUGUCGUUCUUGUCAGUAGCAGGAAGUUGUGAAAGAAGAAAAACCGGGGUGCGGCUGUGUUUCUGCGUGUUGCAGGAAAUUCAUCCUCCUCCCCCCUUCUCUUUCUUUUUCGGGCGGUCUGAUGUUAUGUUUGUUUACCAGUUUCGAGUGGCGCCCCGAUCUUGAAUUCCAAAGUUUCUUGGUGGCAACAAACAACCAGCAAAAAAAAAAGAACAAGGGUGCGACACUCACAGAAGCAGAGAGUAAGGGUCCGAGAAGUGAGAGAGAGAGUGUCUCACCGGGGGGCCAUCUUUUGCGUCGGCUGUCCAGCGGCUCAAUCCAUAAUUCUUGUGAAACCGGAGCACAAUAACAUAAACAACUCUUUUUUCUUUCUUCCCAUCACUAUUUUUCUAGUUUGGUGCGCUCAAGUGUUUACUGGAUGGGAAGAGAAAAAAACGCGGAAAGGGGGUCGAAAGUCAUAGUCGGAGAAAACAGAGAGCUUGGAAAUGGAUACAUUCUUAUCUAUCUCAGGUUUUGCAGGUCACUUCUGGACCGUGGUACCUGAGCUCAGCGAUAAGCAGACACUCAGAAGGCGGACUCGUCAACAACAGCCUAGAGCAAUGGCCAAGAAGAGCGAUGCGGGAAGAACAUUUUCGCGAGACGAACGAGCCAGUUCAGGAAGCGGCGACACGUCGCCGAGCCCGUCGCAGCCGUCCAUCAGCCCCCCGAGCGAGAACCCGAAGCCAUCGGUUCCGGUUCUGAAUGCUCUGGAGAUCCUCAAUGACUACAAGGGAGCGCUCUUCCAGAACAGCUACAGAUCCAGUAAGAAUUUGUCCAUAUUGGAGUGGUUCAAACUUAAAAACUAUUUUUCAGACGUGAUGGGAGACAACGCUGCUCUGACAGGACUUCAGCUUCUGCUGACCAACACCCUUCUCCAGAUUAACCCACAGCUUCAAGCUCUUCUCACUCUGCCAAACAUGAACAACCUGAGCAACAAUCAGCUGCAGAUCACCAGUCCGACCCUUUCGCCGAUCAAGGCCGAGAGCCAGGGUUUUCUUCUUCAAUAG
Messenger RNA from Caenorhabditis sp. 36 PRJEB53466, 8170 nucleotides. NCBI's taxonomy places the organism in Eukaryota, Metazoa, Nematoda, Chromadorea, Rhabditida, Rhabditidae. The record is from the annotation of a GenBank genome assembly.